Messenger RNA from Apodemus sylvaticus (European woodmouse), 822 nucleotides. RefSeq names its product coiled-coil domain-containing protein 70-like. The coding region runs from base 1 to 822 and encodes 273 amino acids. NCBI's taxonomy places the organism in Eukaryota, Metazoa, Chordata, Mammalia, Rodentia, Muridae. The transcript has a single exon. The record is from RefSeq and is a predicted model, not a curated record.
AUGGAUGUCUCUGGAUCAAAAAAAAUACACAAAAGGAAAAUACUGCAGUUGUUUUGUUUCUCUUGUACCCGAAAUCAGAAGAAACUCAAACAUAAAUCCCAGGAAGUGGAAAAAAAACUCUGUAGAGAAAAUAAGGCAUUGAGAGAUGAAAACAGAGCUCUGAGAAAAGACAACAAGUUUCUCUGGGGGGAAAACAAAGCCUUAGGAAGAGAAAAUAAAACCUUCCGGAUGGACAACCAGUUCAUCAGGGAAAGGAAUCACAUCCUACGGCAGCAGAACCAGCUACUCCGGAAGGUGAAAAGGUUGAUUUCAGAGAACCCAAAACUGUCUGGGGAAGAAUUCAAUGCCUUGAACACAGAAGGGAAGUCGUUUUGGCAACAGAAUCGAGCCAUGGAAGCUCAGAUCACAGCUCUCCGGCAGCAAGAGAAAGCCUUCCAGAACGAGGCCAAGGCUCUGCAUGAGGAGAUCAAAUCCCUGUGUGAGGAGACCAAGGCUCUGCAGCACCAGGAGAGGGCUCUCAGAAUGGAAGAGAAAGCCCUGAUGAGGGACGGCGUGGCUGCAGAGCUAGCAGAGGCCCUGACCAAGGAGGGAGCUGCCCUAGAGAUGGAAGAGCAGGCUCUGUGGAAGGAGGAGCAGGCUCUCCGCGAGGAGAACAAGGCCCUGAGAGAUGAGCAUGGGGCUCUACAAGACGAAGAAGUCGCCCUGCAGGAAGAGGCGAAAAUCCUCCAGGAGUGGAAUAAUCUUCUUCAGGGGAAAAUCUCAAACAACCUCCCAGAGAAAAUGCAAAACCAAGACCCAGAGAAGUGCGACCUAAGAAUGUAA